GACGCCUAUAAUCCACAAAGGAGUGACAGCUCGCCCGGGUACGGAAGGUACACAAGCAGGGCUGAGCCAUUGGUGACGAUCACAAGCCAGGGCUGACGCGGGCGGUGAGUGGCGAUCAUCUGCCACAUUCCCAAGGUUGUCUCAUUGACUUUGGCCCAUGUGCGUUUGCUCCUGGCACGCGGGCACACGCUGUGACUGGUUGCUUCAUGGGCACAUGUCUGCUCUUGCUAUGUGUAUAGGAUGGAGGUCAUUUGUGGAACAAAGCCGCUUGACAAUCUCGGCGUCAUCACAGAUGGCCCCAUAUCUCGAUCACUUUUCGUCGGACUCCGGGACAGUUACCGGGCUUUGUGCAGCGCGAGAAAUUGUAAGCAUUGGUAAUCGGACAACAGUGUGCCCAGUGAGCAUCCGUCUCGCAUCGUCCGAUAACCUGCGCUGGUACUCAGGCGAUAAGGCUGCAAUAGCAUGGAUCACAACUGUGGAGAGCCUGGUGCGCGACGUCUCCAUGGAGGGCAGGUGGUGCACGCUUUGUUUUGCGACAUACAUACUGAUGGAGUGGGGAGAACCGGUGAGAGCAGGACUUGGUACCGAGGGCAGUACAUUGCGCGAGGCUUUCAGUGGAUUUGAGAUGCCCAGGUGGACAAUCGAGGUCGAACAAAGAACCUCGGGAUGGGGCCAGCUGACCUCUCGAUCGUCUCUCAACACAGAGCUGUUAUCGCUGGGUGCCCAGGUGGAUCUCGUUCCUCGUCACGAAGCGAGAUGGAGCGGAGCCCUGAAGCUCUCCACAAGCACGUGACUGAAUCUGAGCUGGAGCACAAUGGUGAGGUAUCAGCAGACGCCCGGCUGCUCUGUAUCGAAAAUGUGUAUCGCGUUGGUAAUAGGAAGCGCCAGCUGGAUAUCGGCUGUUGUGUGAAGUGAAUCGCGCCCGUCAUCCACCGGCCGUGGUUGUUGCCGAUGGCGCGUACUGGCGGUCGCAAUCAACACAAGGCCUCACUGCAUUGCAAUUG
This is a messenger RNA of Dissoconium aciculare CBS 342.82, 1004 nucleotides long. RefSeq lists its product as uncharacterized. The transcript has a single exon. NCBI's taxonomy places the organism in Eukaryota, Fungi, Ascomycota, Dothideomycetes, Mycosphaerellales, Dissoconiaceae. Bases 215 to 793 code for a protein of 192 amino acids. The record is from RefSeq and is a predicted model, not a curated record.